Messenger RNA from Podospora pseudocomata, 885 nucleotides. RefSeq lists its product as uncharacterized. The transcript has 3 exons. The coding region runs from base 78 to 755 and encodes 225 amino acids. NCBI's taxonomy places the organism in Eukaryota, Fungi, Ascomycota, Sordariomycetes, Sordariales, Podosporaceae. The record is from RefSeq and is a predicted model, not a curated record.
CUGGUAGUUUACUGGCAAUUCCGCACCACGUCUCUUCCUCUUCCAAAGAAAAUCCUCAUUUGAAUCUUUCCGCGAAGAUGCCUACUGCAACCACGACACUACACCUACCGUCCGCCGAGGCACUCACCGCAGCAGCCUGCUACCUCCUACGUCUCACCCAGUUCUCAAGCCUCAGCAUAUCAUGCUUCAGUGUCUGCUACCUCAUCUGGAUGCACAGCCACCACUUCUGCGCCUACUGGUCAUGCAACGACCCCGGUCAGGAAGCGGCGUUAGUUCCUUUGGGUGAAGUCAUCUAUGUCGUAUCUUGCGUCCUGAUUGCCCUAGAAUGGAUCUACACCACCUCCUCAUCCCUUCUCACCCUAUCCAAUGGAAAGAGGCCGGAUGUCUUCACUCAGCUGUGCUCUACCUGGAUGAGCGUCAUGAUUCUCGCCAUCGGAUUAGGGAUUCUCACCUCCAUUUCGACAGUGCGACAAACAUGGCCGUUUUGUAACGGGACAGGGGUCACACGGUUCAGUUCUCAUUAUCCCCCUGAGAUCAACAGCUGCAUCGUUACGCAGAGUGCGGUUACUACGGGGCUGAUAACAAUGGUAUGCUCGUUGCUGUUGGCCAUGUUGGCUGUUUGGGAAACCAAGAAGGAUCUGAGGACUGGGCGGAUACGCUUGCCGUUUUCCAUUGGGCAGGAUGAAGAACGUGUUGGUGGGCAUGAAGGGGUGAUGGGCAGUGACAAUGAGGAAGGAGUCCCAAUUUCUGAAUAGUGGGGAAUAACUUCGGUUUUGUUUGGCCAUAUCCGACAAUACCUCACCGGAGUCCGACAGGGCAACGAAUGUUUCAUCAUUUAAUAAUACUAGAGCUCAAUCAUAAACAUGGCCAUCUGUCCGUUCAUUU